Colletotrichum higginsianum IMI 349063 is the source of this 1071-nucleotide messenger RNA. RefSeq names its product Malate/L-lactate dehydrogenase. The coding region runs from base 1 to 1071 and encodes 356 amino acids. The transcript has a single exon. The record is from RefSeq and is a predicted model, not a curated record. Gene Ontology annotation, molecular function: oxidoreductase activity. Lineage: Eukaryota; Fungi; Ascomycota; Sordariomycetes; Glomerellales; Glomerellaceae.
AUGGCAGACGAAUCCACAAAGAUCCCGGUCUCCGCCUCCGAGGCCCGCCGGCUCGUCGAGGACAUACUCAAGGGCAACGGUGUGCCCGCCGAGAACGCCGCCGUCGUCGCCCGCUGCCUCGUCGCCGCCGACCUCCGCGGCGUCGACACGCACGGCAUGAACCGCGUCCCCUCCUACAUGGAGCGCGUCCGCCAGGGCGUCCUCGACCCCGCCGCCCAGCCCGAGCUCCGGCAGGUCACCCCCGUCGUCGCCCACGUCGACGGCAAGAACGGCUUCGGUUUCGUCGCGACGCGCAUCGGCAUGGCGGCCGCCAUCGAGUCGGCCAAGACGUUCGGCAUCGGCAUGGCGAGCGUGUCGCACUCGAACCACUUCGGCAUGGCCGCCUGGGUCGUCCAGCAGGCGCUCGACGCCGACAUGAUGAGCCUGGUCUUCACCAACUCGAGCCCCGCGCUGCCGGUCUGGGGCGGCAAGAGCAAGCUCAUGGGCGUCUCGCCCAUCGCCUGCGGCGCGCCCGGGAAGGACAAGCCCUUCAUCCUCGACAUGGCCCCGUCGGUGGCGGCCAGGGGCAAGAUCUACAAGGCCAAGAGGCGCGGCGAGAAGAUCCCCCUCGACUGGGCCCUCGACGCCGACGGCCGCCCGACGGACGACCCGUCUGCCGCCCUGGAGGGCGUCAUGCUGCCCAUGGGCGGCCCCAAGGGCUCGGCGCUGUCUAUCAUGAUGGAUGUCUUCUCCGGCGUCCUCUCCGGCUCGGCCUUCGCGGGCCACGUGACGAACCCGUACGACCCCUCGAAGCCCGCCGACGUCGGCCACUUCCUGGUCGCCGUCAAGCCGGACCUCUUCAUGAGCCUGGACGACUUCCGCGAGAGGAUGGACUACUUGUACCAGCGCGUCGUGGGCUCGGACAAGGCGGCCGGGGUCGACAGGAUUUAUUUCCCCGGCGAGAUUGAGCAGUUGAAUCAGCAGGACCGGGAGAAGAACGGGAUUCCACUGGUGCAGGCAGAGAUUGACGCCCUGAACGCAGAAGCUGUGAGAGUUGGUGCGCAGCCUCUGACAACACUGGCGAGUAGUUGA